This is a messenger RNA of Ornithorhynchus anatinus (platypus), 2684 nucleotides long. RefSeq names its product transmembrane protein 41B (gene TMEM41B). NCBI's taxonomy places the organism in Eukaryota, Metazoa, Chordata, Mammalia, Monotremata, Ornithorhynchidae. The record is from RefSeq and is a predicted model, not a curated record. Bases 18 to 872 code for a protein of 284 amino acids. The transcript is spliced from 7 exons. Gene Ontology annotation, cellular component: endoplasmic reticulum membrane.
AGGCGGCGGGGCCGGCCAUGGCGAAGGGCACGGGCGGAGGGCGGCAGGCGGCGGGGGAGCCCCGCACGGCCCACCCGGUCCACCCGGCCCACCCUCCGGCGCGGGAGCUCCUCACAGAGAAAAAUCAUGCACAAGCUGGAUCGGCGAGAAUGUCUCUCCUUAUACUGGUGUCCAUUUUCUUGUCCGCUGCUUCUGUUAUGUUCCUGGUAUAUAAAAAUUUUCCCCAGCUAAAUGAAGAAGAAAGAGCAAACAUGAAGGUUCCCAGGGAUAUGGAUGAUGCCAAGGCAUUGGGAAGAGUUUUGUCUAAGUACAAGGACACUUUCUAUGUACAAGUUCUUGUGGCUUACUUUACUACGUAUAUUUUUUUGCAGACGUUUGCCAUACCAGGUUCUAUAUUUCUCAGUAUACUCUCAGGAUUUCUCUAUCCAUUCCCACUAGCCUUGUUCCUUGUUUGCUUGUGCUCCGGUCUUGGUGCUUCCUUCUGCUACAUGCUUUCCUAUUUAGUGGGCCGACCAGUAGUAUACAAAUAUUUAACAGAGAAAGCAGUGAGAUGGUCACAGCAGGUUGAACGACACAGACAACAUCUCAUUAACUACAUGAUAUUUUUAAGAAUCACACCUUUUCUGCCUAACUGGUUUAUCAACAUAGCAUCUCCUGUAAUAAAUGUACCAUUGAAAGUAUUUUUCAUUGGUACUUUUCUAGGUGUUGCACCUCCAUCUUUUGUAGCAAUUAAGGCAGGAACAACAUUAUACCAGCUUACAACAGCUGGAGAAGCAGUUUCUUGGAACUCAGUAUUUGUUCUCAUGAUUUUAGCUGUUAUCUCAAUUCUGCCAGCCAUCUUCCAAAACAAACUUAAGCAGAAGUUUGUGUAAAGAUCACUUGAAUUUUAGUUUCACGUACUUCAUCUCAGGAUCAAUGCUUCUAUGUUUUGUUUUUGUUUCGUCAAGUCUUCAGCAGAGGAAAAAGAGGGAGUUGUAGUGAAUAAAAAUCUUUUCCUUCAAAGGACACUUUCUAAUAACCAAGGAAAUAUGUUCAGAAUAUCUGCAUAAAUUUUUGAAACCAACCAUUAAUUACUUCUAAGUGGGGAAGAGGAAGCAAGGAAUUUGAGGAGAAGCAAAGUUUACAACUAGAAUGAUCUACUGACUUUUAUGGUAGACAUUUUUAUUUUGAAUGGUAUGCUGUGAUCAGUAUUGUUGGCAGGCUGCGGAGAACGAUUCAUCUGAAACUUGUAUCCAAUUUUUUAUUAUAUAAUGCUUGCUUGGGCAAAUUUACCUGUGGUUUAAUAGUUUGGUCUGAUCACUUUUCCCCGUCCCUUUCUGACAUAGAGAAUGGGCCAGGAUAUAUCUUGAAUAGACGAAGUGUUAUGUUUUCCUACUAGUCUUCCCUGAAAAAAAAAUCAAAUUGUAGUUAUAAAAUUUCUCUCCCUCCUAAAUUUUGAGGUGAUGGCUUGUUUCAGAGUAGAGUAUCUCGGCAGAGAGAAACCUUUAUUUCCUAACCUACCACUAAUUUGGAUUAAUAGAUAUGAUCAGUAACAUAGUUAUUUUUUAAUUCUAAAUUUUAUAAUGGAUUAUUCAGACAUUUUAGAUUCAGGCUUUGGCUUGUUUUAAUUUAUUUUUAAGUUUUGCUAAUAUUCUGUCUGUGCCUGUAUAUGGAGUUCUUAGUGCAUGACUGAUUCUAAUUAAAAUAUCCAAAUUUUGCUGUUCCUCUUUCAAAUCUGAACAAGGGCGAAAUGUGUUUCCAAGUGCUUACAACUUUGAGAUAUUUGAAAGGUUGAGAAAUGAAUUUAUUUUCCUUUUGGAAAAGAGACUUAAAGCCAGUACCACACUUAAGUGGCUAAAUGUAGUUAAUUGGUUAACCAGAUCAUUAUAACAAUCUUUUGUCACCCUCACAAAUUUACUAGGCUGGUCCUUAGCCUGUACUGUUGGUUUUUUUCCCUUUGGGGAUGCUUUAGGUGAGCAAGUGCUCUAAACAAUUCCACUGAAUGAGAUAUAUAUCAUCCUUUUACAGGGGAACCAACUGUAAUUAAUUUGCCCAUAUCAGACUAACAGCUAAUGUACAGCUGACUGCUCUCCGUCUUUUAGUGCGUCAGAUUGAGGGGAAUCACUUGUACGAAACAAAUAUAAUAUCCAUUUUGGCCCUUCAGAAGCUUGUCAGGUUGAAAACUAUUUUAGGUGCAGGAAAGAUCCAUUCAUACGUCUUGUUACGAAAGGUACUACCAUCUUUAAAGCACGUUUUCUGUAAUAUAUGGAUUGAUUAAUUUUUUUCUAUUGCAGUAUUAAAUGAAGUUAUUGUAAAUACACAAAAUAUAUUGAUUAAUACAUAUUCUUAUGUGAAUUUCUUUUUAUGUUAAAAUGAGCUAUAUUUAUUUGCAAUCAGAGUAUUCUUCCCUAUAAGAGAUUAAACUACUGAGCUAUAAAUCAAAUACUUUCUACAGGAGUAGUUCAGAAGCCUACUUUCUCUUUGGACAAGAUUCACAAAAAUGCAACCCUUUUAAAUGAGAUCUUAUUUAAAAGAACAACUUACCAGUCUUUUUAACAAUUCCUGAGUUUCAGUGAUUCUGUUUUGUUGCAGAAAUAUCUAGUGUGUUUCCAGUGGCUCACCCCACCCUUCAGUUGCUUCCUUCUCCCAAGCACUGAGUACAGUGCUCUCCACAUAGUAAAUGCUCAAUAAAUACCACUGAUUGA